AUGAUAACAGGGCGGAAGAAAGACUCGCUUUGGCGGAACUUUAUAGAAAUUCCAGCCUCUUCGAGUUCUACCACUGGAGUUGGCGGAAAGACAGCCAGGGCGCAAUGCAAGCAUUGCAGGACAAACAUAGUGGGCCUGAUUGCUCGUAUGAGAACACAUUUGGAAAAGUGUUCAGAUUAUGCAUCUAAAAAUUCGAGUGCAUCAACCUCUUCGAGAAUACAAAUCUGUGAAAAUGAUUCAAGUGAUGAUGCACAUUUCGCUGCUUAUAUAUUAGGCCCCAAUUAUAAUGGAGAUGGUCUAUCAGAAGAGGAGGACACAAUAGGCAUGGAAUUUUUAGAUUCAAGCUGUCCGAAUGCCAUGAAAGAUGUCCUGGCGUACCGUGCGAGGAGUUAUCCUUUUUUGGAGUACAUGUUUAAAAAAAUACCUUUUAAUAAAAACGCAUGUGUCUGUGUGGUGGAAAUCAGAAUUGAAAGGUUAUUCUCGUCAUUCGGACUGGUACAUUCAAAAUUAAGAAACAAGCUCGGCACUGAGAAAGCUGCUAAAUUGGUUGCAAUUAUGAGGGCUCUUAACCAAUAUGGUUCGCUCGAGAAACUUCAGAUCAUGGAAGUUGAGGGUUGA
Messenger RNA from Diatraea saccharalis (sugarcane borer), 618 nucleotides. NCBI's taxonomy places the organism in Eukaryota, Metazoa, Arthropoda, Insecta, Lepidoptera, Crambidae. The record is from the annotation of a GenBank genome assembly.